AUGGUGCAGUUUGAAGCCACAGAAAAGCAAUUUAAGCUUCGUCGCGAAGAUUGCUGCUUGUUAAUUGACCGUGCGACUGGACGUGUCCAAAUUACGCCAGAGGAGUUGGAUUCGGAAGACCGCAAGAGUGAAAACAGCGUUACAAUUUUUGGCUCCAUAAAGCUAAAGAAGGAUGAGUAUCUAAUUCUUGCCACAGAACGAUCUAGCGCCGCUCAAAUUUUGGGCCAUAAAAUUUAUCGCGUAGAGAAGUUUGAAGUGAUCCCUUACAUGGGACGACUUGCAACUGAUCAAGAUGAAUUGGAUUUAUACAAUUUGCUGCAGAACCAUUUGAAAACAGGCCCUUUUUACUUUAGCUAUACUUGGGAUCUAACAAACUCGUUACAACGAUCUUGUGCGGAAGAAACCAAAUAUCCAGAUGUUUCUAGAAGUGAUAACCGAUUUUUUUGGAACGAAUUUGCCAGCAAAAACUUCAUUCAAGCCGUUCAGGCACACCCCGAAGCAACCUCAUUCAUUACGCCUAUGAUUUAUGGCUUCAUCACUUCCUCCAGUAGUAUGGUGAAAGGUCGUUCAGUCACCUUGGCACUUAUUUCUCGCAGAUCAAAAUUCCGUGCAGGAACACGUUAUUUUACUAGAGGUAUUGACGAAAAUGGAAAUCCAGCCAAUUUCAAUGAAGUUGAACAAAUCACUAUCGUUUCGGAUGAUCGCUCUGAAAUAACAUAUUCUCAUGUUCAGACUCGAGGAAGUGUUCCGGCUUACUGGGCAGAAGUGAACAAUCUUCGCUAUCGUCCGAGAAUGAUCACCAAUUCGGCAUCUCUUGCUACAAAGGCCGCACAAAAGCACUUUGACGAACAGAUUGCUAUUUACGGUGACCAAAUCUUAGUAAAUCUGGUGAAUUGUAAAGGACAUGAGCUUCCUGUCAAACAGGUUUAUGAAAAUGUCGUGCGACGUUUGGAUAACCCUCGUAUCCAUUACCACUAUUUUGACUUUCAUAAGGAAUGCAGCCGCAUGCGCUGGGACCGUGUUUCGUUACUCAUGGACGAAAUUCUUCCAGAGUUGGACGAGCAAGGAUAUACUACUCUGGACACGCAAAAGUAUCGCGUGCUUUCUAGACAAACCAGCGUUGUCCGCAGCAAUUGUAUGGAUUGUCUUGACCGAACUAAUGUGGUUCAAAGCUGCAUCGGCCGACAUGUUUUGACAAAUCAGCUUCGAAAGUGCGGUUUACUGGGUGCAACCCAUCCUCUUCGCUCUAUCCUUCCUUUGGAGAAGAGCUUCUGUCGUAUUUGGGCUGACAAUGCUGACCAUAUCAGUACAGCGUACUCCGGAACCGGCGCCCUGAAGACUGAUUUUACUCGCACCGGAGUUCGCACUCGCCGAGGUGCAUUUGAUGACUUUAUCAACUCCGCUAAACGAUACUUUUUCAACAACUUUUACGACGGUGCUCGCCAGGAUGCGUAUGAUUUGGUAUUAGGCCGCUUUAUUCCUUCUUCCAACUUUCAUUACCGUCUUGAUUUACGCCCUCUUACGAUUCGUUGUAUGCCUUACGUGUUACUAGUAUGUGUGUUUCUGUUUUUCUUUUCCUUGUUUUCCAGAUCUUCUACGGCUGUUCUUUCCCCUCACGUUCUUUUGUUGCUUUCUUUCCUUGGUGUUUUGGCCUCUGCUUUCUACUGUAUUUCUCAUGGAAUGCAAUACGUUAAUUGGCCCCGUCUUUUGCUGCCGACCUUUUUGCAUUCAGAAUUUAAUACUGAAGGCCGAGUUUUUUCCCCCAACAAUCAAUUGGCAACUCAAUACAAAGCCUAA
Molecule: messenger RNA, 1797 nt
Organism: Schizosaccharomyces osmophilus
Lineage: Eukaryota; Fungi; Ascomycota; Schizosaccharomycetes; Schizosaccharomycetales; Schizosaccharomycetaceae
Gene: sac11
Product: inositol polyphosphate phosphatase
Exons: 1
Coding region: 1-1797 (598 amino acids)
Biological process (GO): phosphatidylinositol dephosphorylation
Cellular component (GO): endoplasmic reticulum
Molecular function (GO): phosphatidylinositol-4-phosphate phosphatase activity
Source: RefSeq, a predicted model, not a curated record